AUUUACUAUCAUAAAUAUAUUUAAGAAAAUGUAAUUGAAUUUUCAGUUGAAGAAACUGAAAUAAAUUUUAAUUGUUUUAAGAAACAUUUUGAGACAGCGUAACUGAAAGUUUGUAAAAUUCAAUAACAUUCAAGACCAAGCCCGCUAACCCACCCACUCCCAAAUAACUGAGCAUCGCAAAGGUUGCAGGAUUGGCAGAUUUCAAACCCCAAGGGAACUCUAAAUACUUAGUCAAUUUUUGUUCUGCACCAGAUCAAACCCUCUAUUUUGUAUUUCCAUUCACUUUUUAUGUACACGGUAGUGUACACAAAUGUUGACCCAAAAAUCUAAGAACUAUUGGCUGGUAUACAAAACUGGCCAGUUGGGAAAAGGGCCACUGGGGUUCCCAGUCUUGGCUCAGGCGGAGGCCCCAGAGGGAGUCCCAAUGGCUGGAAGGUGGUGGCUUGAGAAAUAUUUAGUUCUCAAACAUUUUGGUCCCUCGACCCCUUUACCUUAUACUCUUAAAAUGACCGAGGACCCCAAAGAGAUUUGCUUUAUGUGGGUUAUAUUAUAUAGCUAUUGAUAUUUGCUGUGUUAGAAAUUAAAAUUAAGAAAUGUUAAGAUGUUUAGUUAUUUAACACACACAGACCCCCACACACACCCCGGAAGAUCCAAGGAGGACUCGGUGGUUGUCUGGCUCCUUCGGGGAACCGCAUUUGAUGGCCUGCAGCAUAAGAACAGCCCAAUAUGCUGGCUGGCCCCACGCAGUUGGCUACUGAACCCACUGAAGGCACGUGGCUGGGAAGGCGCUACUUGUGUUUUGUCUGAAUAGGUGGUCAGCUUACAAACCAACUUUCUUUUGAGAGGUUACUCUUUCAGCACCAAUGUGAGGCUUCUGGCAGGGAAUGAUACAAUAUUCUCUGUAUAUUUCCAAAACAGGAAAACAUUCAUAUGAAAUGGACAUUUUUAUCAGCUUUACAUCACUUCGAUGGCAGGAUGUAGCCCUUGUUAAUGCUAAAGUCAGCCAAACACGUUUUUAGGAAAUUUGACCUUUCUCUUAUGGAAAAGUAUAACAUCCCUGGAUCCUCUUCAAUUGACUGAAAAUCUUCCCUGCUAAACAAGCAAAAUAACUGCUAAAGAUAAUUGUUUUAAAACACUUUAAGACGACGCUGAGGCAAUGUAGAAGAAAUUGACCCGCAGUUUACGAUUUAAAAGGAAAAGGAAUAGAAUGACCGGAGCCUCCAUUCCGCCAGGCCUCCUGAGUGCCUGUCAGCCAGCACUCGGGACUUCCCUUCCCAGGGCUGGGCCUCAGAGGGAGAGAAACAGAAGCCAGCAGAGGCGAGUUUUUACCUGCUGAGCCAGGUCCAGUUCUAACCUUUGCAGCUCCCAGCCCACCUCGGAAACGUGACUGGGGGCGGAGGAGGAAGGAGCAGCCGCAGUGGGUCCUUCCCAAGGACACCGGCUGAGUACAAGAGAGCUCAGCUUAAGGAAGCCCCUGGACUGGACUGGAAGAGCCUCACUUGCAGGGGGAAAAACUUCAUGCUGACAAAGCCACUAUGAGGGAUUCUGUUCAGAUGGUGACCCUGUGGGGCAAAGAAGCCCCUCCCCACAGCAUCACAGCUAUCCUCAUCACCGAUGACCAGAGAACCAUCGUCACCGGGAGUCACGAAGGCCAAGUCUGUCUUUGGGACCUGUUGCCAGACCUCCAGAUGUCAUCAAGGCAGAUGCUUUUGGGGCACACAGCAUCAGUGACGUGUUUGGCAAAGGCAAGAGAUUUUGAGAAGCAAUCGUACGUGGUCAGUGCUACUGAGAACGGAGAGAUGAGCAUUUGGGACAUCACCAGUGGACGGUGUGUAGAGAAUACAAGGCUUCCAUUUCGGCACACAGCCAUCUGCUAUUACCACAGCUCAUUUCGCAUGGCAGGAGACGGCUGGCUGGUCUGUUGUGGGCAAUAUAACGACAUCCUCAUUAUUGAUGCGAUAACCCUAGUUGUACUUCACACAUUAACCUCUUCUUCCACUUCAGACUGGAUCAGCUGCAUGUGUUUGGUGCAUUCUCUGAGGAUUCAAGAGGAUUCUUUACUAGCCGUAUCUGCAGCAGGGGACCUUAAAGCCUGGGAUUUGUCAUCUUCGAUCAGCAGGAUACAGGAGAAGCAAAAGAUUUUUGAAAGAGAAUGCCAGCCUCUGGGCUGCACACCCUGCAUGGCAAUCCGAUUCUGCACUUAUACGGAGCGGCUGCUCUUAGUUGUAUUCUCCACCUGCUGGAAGGUGUACGAUUACUGUGACUUUUGCUUGCUGUGGACUGAGUUUAGCCCAAGCAGCCAGGCCUUGGCAGGAGGGGAAAUCCUGGCUGCCCACCGGUUGAUCAUUUGGACAGAAGAUGGGCAUGGCUACAUCUAUCAACUGGUGAACAGUGGGCUUUCACGGAGCAUCCAGCCAUCCAAAGGAAGGGUGCUGAAAGAAACCGUUCAUCCCGUUCUACUUUCUUCUACUGAGGUGCAAGGCAACAAAAGUUUUUCUUACGUCAUGGGCUUCAUGAACGAAAGGAAGGAACCCUUUUAUAAGAUUCUUUAUUCUGGACAAGCUUCUGGGAGGAUUACUUUAUGGCACGUUCCGGACGUCCCUGUUUCAACUCUAGAUGGCUCUCCAAAAGUGAUCCCAGUAGCAGCCUCCAGGACUCUGCAGGAUAACUUCAACUUCUACCAUCCGGUAGCUGAAGGUACCCCUGAUCGCCCCUGGGGAGCUCCCAUCACGGUUUCUACAUACAUCCCCAGCCUCCAGAAGUUGGUCUGUGGAUAUAAAGACGGCAGAAUUAUCACAGUACCAGCUUUGCAUGCGGCGAAGGCCAGACUGCUGGGAGAGGCUUCCGUGCAGAAAGACGCCGCGGCGGCACGCGUGCUGAGCGGCGCCAGCGGCAGCGGCGUGACGGCCCUGCUGGUGCUGCCCGGCCGGCAGACGCCUUGCUGGCUGCUCUCCGGGAGCCGGGACUCCUGCGUCGUCUGGUGGGACCUCUUCACCGGGGAAGCGCUGCACCGCUUCGCGCUGGACGCGGGGCCCGUCGCUCGCCUGGCCCUCUUGCCGGACAGUUGCAGGCGGAAAGGUCACCGCCUCGUAUGCUGCGUGUGUAGCGACCACUCCGUCGUACUUUUGCACGUGCAGGAGCGCGCCUGCCUUCUGCGUGCCAGGAAACACCUUUUCCCCGUGACGGCGUUACGGUGGCAGCCCGUGGAGAAUCUGCUGGUCGUGGGGUGUGAAAAUGAUUCGAUUUACGUUUGGGACAUUGAAACAGGAAGUCUAGAGCGCCAUGAAAGCGGGGAGACGGCCAAAGCGAUCCUCGUUUCCUGUGAAGAUUCUGGUCUUAUGGGCGACCCUCUUUAUGCAGCCUGGGAAGAAGAUGGCCAGGGAGAGAAAGGUCUGGGAGGCUCAUUGUCCAGCUCCUCGGCCUUUGGCAGUUUUUCCUGCAACAGGCUCGCUCAUCAAAGAAGGUCUUUUUGUCAUCAGUUAACUGCUCUCUGCUGGGCUCAGGGGCCUUUUGCUGUUUGGCCAUUGAGGGCAACAUGGGAGACCAUGAGUGUCAACAUGCUCCUUUUUGAUUUGGAGAAGCUGGUGGAAUUGCUCUGCUCCUCUCAGGCCAAUGGACUGAAGUCCUCCAAUUCCUUCAGCACCAUUGACACUUUAAAGAGAGCCAGAAGCGCAACAGAGAAAAGGACAUUAAUGUUAAAGAGAAACAGAACUUCCGGCUCCCUCUCUCCGCUGGAUGGGCAGGGCAGAGUGGCCAGUGAAGAACAAGGCUCUGGGGAGGUGCAUACAGGUGGAACCCAGGUGGAACCAAGUGAUGGUAUCAAAAGACGCAAGAAAGCCAAGAGUUCCAAGAAGACGAAAAGGCAGACCUCUAGAAAAACCAGCCCAACUGUUGCCACAGAGGCAGCCAAACUCCUUUUGUCCUGUUUCUUCCCCUGGGGUGUGAACAGAGAGUUGGACGGUCUUUGUGUUCAGUAUUUAGGUAUCUUGAGACUUUUCUCUCCUGUCUCCUUUGGACUGCUUUCAAAAAACAAUUAUCUUACUUUGAUGUUACCAGGAUGGAACAGUGCUAACCCUGAGAGGAUGGAAAAGCAGCAGGAGGUAGUCAAUCUGUUUUCUAGCAAAGUGCUGCAUUUACACAGUAAAUACUAUAGUGCAACCCAAGAGCAAGCAGGCAAGAAGAAUGGAUGGAGAAAUACUGUUACUUCUACAGAGCAAAGGCUGGUUUUGGCGUAUUUGUUGAGCAGGAUGUCUUUAGUUCAAAGGAUAAUUAACAGGCCUUCUGAAAAGACCAGCCUCAUGAAGCGCAACAAAUGGAGACCCGCAGCCUCUGUGGUCUUGGACGAUCUUAACCGGGAGUCUUCUCCAGGCAUGUUCAGGUUUCCUGUUUGUGAGGCAGAUAAUCGUUCAUUUGUCAAGUUAAUUUCUUGCUGGAGAGACCAAUCUGUAGAGGUGAUGGAAGCCACUCAGGCAACAUUGCUGGCCGAAGUGGAACAGAGCAUGCAGCAGAAGGCCUUGGCUGGAGGUUGUGGGCAGACAAAUUCUACCAGAUGGGGGUCAGAGCGGGCCAAGAACCCCCCUUCGCUGGAUGCAGCUUUCGGCACCAUAGGCAUGAUCAAGUGUGAGAACUGCAUAACCACACCAAAUGUCGAAGAUGGGGAAGGUUCUGCAGAGGAACUGGGGAUUCCAGGUGUAAGCAACCCACUUCCUUGGGUAUCCAAAUUGUGUUCCUGUAAGGUGUGUUAGAAGAGUGGUUGAAUUUUCCCAUGAGAAGAAUUGUUGCAGACAUAGAAGUGUCUCCAUUAUUCUUGGCUGAUGCUGGCUUGGGAAUAUCUUAUUAAUAACUGCGUAAGGUUAAAUUUUUAAUUUGUAGUAGUUUAUCAUUUGAUGGUCUUUAAAACAUUGCAAGUGAUUAAAAGCAGUGUAAAAAAUAAACAUAGUCAACAAAGG
Thamnophis elegans (Western terrestrial garter snake) is the source of this 4949-nucleotide messenger RNA. RefSeq names its product WD repeat domain 72 (gene WDR72). The record is from RefSeq and is a predicted model, not a curated record. NCBI's taxonomy places the organism in Eukaryota, Metazoa, Chordata, Lepidosauria, Squamata, Natricidae. Gene Ontology annotation, molecular function: protein binding. Gene Ontology annotation, cellular component: cytoplasm. Gene Ontology annotation, biological process: protein localization to plasma membrane. Bases 1536 to 4745 code for a protein of 1069 amino acids. The transcript has 20 exons.